This is a messenger RNA of Durusdinium trenchii, 1268 nucleotides long. Lineage: Eukaryota; Dinophyceae; Suessiales; Symbiodiniaceae. The record is from the annotation of a GenBank genome assembly.
UCCAAGGACUCCUUGGGGCGGUUGAGAAGCACCUCGUUGAUGGGCCCUGAUGGCACAGCGAAGGCGGGGACGCCGUGGCGGCCACCUUCUCCUCGGCCUGGUCGGCGUCUUUGGCGCGAUGCGGCUGAUGGCUGAGAGGAUGGAGAUCGGCUUCGCGGGGUGGAAGAUGGAUUGGAUGGGUCUUGGUCCUGGAGCGCUCCCUGAGGCUGCGAAUAAGGACGGGCGGUUCGCUGGUGCCACAUGCUGCGACGGCAAAGACUGUUGCAGUGAGACUCUUGCAAGCAGUAGGCGGCAUGAGAUCCUUUGUGAUAAGCAUUGUGCUGGUCCUUCCGUGGGCAUCGGUGGGGCUAAGAUGGGCUAAGUAAGUUGUGCAAGUUGAUUCAGGACCAACUUGAUCUGAUUCCCUCGGCACUUUAGCAGCGCACCACCUCCCUCCUUAGUCUCCCACCUAAAGCAAUAUGGACAACCCACUUAGCAGCUUCCCCCAAAACCAACACGGCAACCCACAAGCCAUGGGCUCACUGUAUGUAUACUGCAUUUUUUUGAUCACCAAGUCGUCGCAAUGCCAAUGUUGGCACCACAGUUGGCGUUGGACGACUCGCUCCUGGAUUCCCCUCAAUGGCUUUGUCUGGAGGCCCGGAAGACCGCGACGUCGCCUUCAUGGAGCGUUUGCGCUGCCUGGCGCGGGAGGCGCUCAGCUGGGCUUGGCUCACUCCGCGGCAACGGCUGGUGUGGGCUGCGGCCAUCGAGCUGGAUGCGGUGCCUUUGCAGGAGCUUCCACCGUCGUUCUGGGAGCGGCACAACGUCACUCUUAGGCAUCCAGGCGUCGACCUGCUGAGCCUGGACGGCCGCCGGGCCGUGCGGUGCAUCGAUGGCAUCGACGACAUCGACAUCGUUGAGGACACGGAAAGCUUCGUCCAGGUGGCGCAAGAGGUCUACAAGGUGCCAAGCUGCACGCUGGUGACUUCGACGGCCUCAAGAUUGUCAAAGCAGUCCCAAGCGUGGCUGCAGCAAUCGGGUGCUGAGCAUCGUGGUAUUUCAGAGAGAGAUCUGCAAAGGCUGGGUAGCUGCGAGCUCAAUGUCCAGUCAGAGCUGGUCAAGAGGACUCAAGGUUUAAAUCAGAUGUCUGUCUAUGUGAUGUGGACCAGCUGAUUGCGUGAAAAGAAUGUAAAGCGCCCAGAAUGGCACCCUACUUAGUUCUAUAUACUCCUACUUGGGACUUUGGGGUCGUUGAAUAUUGCUUGCACUGUGCAUUCUUGCGCUGCACA